AUGAAAUUAAAACCGUAUCAACAUCAUUUGAUCCCAUUUACUUCUCUUUUAAAAGGAUUACCAAAACAUUGCAGUAGUGAUGUCAAGUCAGCAUCGAUAAACAUACCUAAAAGAAUAGAACGUGAACCGACAGAUAUACUAAAAGCCUUGUCUUUAACUGUUAAAAGAGAUGAUACUUCUUUCCAUUACAAAUAUCCCGAUGAUCCAUACUUUUAUUAUAAUUCUAACAGAAUUAGAAGAAUUGCUGCUUUAUCUCUAGAAUCUGGUAGAAAAGCUGCUCAAUGGAUUAUUAAUGAACAUUAUGGAUUGUUUAAAAAUUCUCUGACAGGUGUUGGUCUCAAGGGUUUUCAAAUUAGGCCUGAGAAUAAUAAUUAUUCGAAGGUAAUUUCAGAAGAAAAAUUGUUAAAUGCUAUUAAUGAAAGAAAUGUUUCGGGAGCUAUAAAAAUAUAUGAAAAAUUAACUGAAACUCAAGAAAUUUCACAGAAAACAAAGCAAUUAUUAUUAGAACUCUUGUGCUUUUUUAAUUGUCAAGAAAAGGAAAAAUUUGUUAAUAGAGAAGAACCUUGGUUUCAAGGAGAAAAAAAAUUAAGUUUUAAAACUUGGAUAGAUGAUGGACUUGCUGAAAAAAUAUAUAACAGCUUAGACCCGAAUUGUCCAUUGGCCACAUCGACAAUAAUUCAAGGUAUGUUAAAAUAUGGCCAAAUCAAUAAAGCUAUUGAUAUAUUUAACACUGCAAGAAGUAAAAAUAUGAUUUUAUCAGUUGGAGUAUACAAUAAUAUAAUAUUAAACGUAGCCAACAUUUCCGAUUCAGAAAAUUGGAAUUAUAUACUUAAUUUAUUAAAAGAAAUGAACAUGAAUAAAAUAAUGCCAAAUUUAACAACUUUAAACAACGUGUUAGAGAUAUUAGUGAGAGAAAGACGUUUGAAAAAUAGAUUUGAAAUUGUAAUGAAAGUCAUAAGCGAAUUUGAAAAAUUGGGUAUCACACCAUCCCUUGGAACAUAUUAUUAUUUGAUACACAGUAAAUGUUAUAGUCAUAAUAGGAAAUCAACGGAAACGCGUACAUUUAUAAAAAACAUAUUACAAAAUUUAAUAAGAAAAAAAUUAUCGUUGAAUCAUUCAAGCGAUUUUUAUUUUUUUCCCAAAACAAUGAAUAUUUUAUCAACGGUCAUUAACGAUUCACAUUUAGCUCACAUGUUACACGGUUUGCUAUUAAAUCACGAUAACGUUAAAUUCAUAUCAAAUAAUUUGGACGAAUUACGUUAUUACAAAGAUUAUUUACAAGUAUCGUUUCAAAACGAUGUGAUAGAAGACGCCAUGAAUUUGUAUCGGAAAAUUGUACCGACGACUUACGUGCCGGAAAAACAAGGAUUCGAAGACAUAUUGAAAAUAAUUUGCGAUAAUGAAACAUUUGAAUUUUUACCAAUUGUUUAUAACGAUGCGAAAAAAGCAUCUUUCGACAUGGCUUUCGAAAUUGGAUUGGAAUUAUUGCACACGAUUGAUUUUUACACAGAAGAUAAAAAAGAACUCGGAGAAGUUUUACGCGAAAUAUCUGAUAAAAUAUAUUAUUUAUUAACUUCAAAUAAUACAGAUAAAAAUAAAUGGCCGAACGAAAGGAUUUUAUCAAAUUUAUUAAAAUGUUAUGUUAAAUUUAACGAUUUGGAAAAGGUUUCCAUGAUGAAAAAAAUUUUAUCGGAAAAUUCUUUGCAAGCAACCGAAGACAGUCUUGAAAUUUUAUGUCAAUUUUUUAUUUCCAAAGGAAAACAUAUGGAAACUAUGGAUACCUUAAAAGAAUUGAAGAGGAUGACGAGAAAAAAUAAUAAUAAUAAUUUAAAAAUUCUCAUGGAAAAUGCUAGAAACGAAUUAAAAGAUUUGUUAAAUAAAACGGAUUUGAAUUGGAUUGAUAAGAGUUUAAAAGAUAUUGAAAAAAAUCAAAAGGAAACAAUAAAAUGA
This is a messenger RNA of Pediculus humanus corporis (human body louse), 1950 nucleotides long. RefSeq lists its product as uncharacterized. Bases 1 to 1950 code for a protein of 649 amino acids. Gene Ontology annotation, molecular function: rRNA binding; ribosomal small subunit binding; protein binding. Gene Ontology annotation, biological process: mitochondrial translation. The transcript is spliced from 11 exons. The record is from RefSeq and is a predicted model, not a curated record. Lineage: Eukaryota; Metazoa; Arthropoda; Insecta; Psocodea; Pediculidae. Gene Ontology annotation, cellular component: mitochondrion.